AUGACUACAAUAAGAAUCGACCAGGAUGCAUUCAGCAAAGCCACCCACAUGAUGCAUGGCAGUCUGCAGGCGUACAUCGACACGAAAAUCCACCCGCUGGUCCGCAGUCGCAUCUGGCCGCGGAUCGUGGUGCGCGGCCACUAUGCGCGCACCGGGGACAAUGUGCUGGUCUCUCCGCUAGAGAAACGAGACAAGCGCUUUAACUGGCACCGGCCGACGGCUGCCGUCGUCAUGGAGGGGAAGGGAGGUAGCCAAGACGCCAUCACGCUUGAGAUCUGCUGCUUUCCCGGCCGCGACUAUGUGCAGCACUAUGCGCUGCUCAUUGCCUCGCAUCUGGCGCUGAGAGGGAUCACUGCGACCAUGUCGGCGGUCGAAUAUAUUCCGCCGUCGCGCGAGCAGUGCAUAGAUCUGUUUCUGCAGUCGAAUCUGCGCUGGAUGGGUCAGGUUGACACCGUCGUUCUCGGCUACGUCGAUUACCUGGCCUCGACGGACCCUCCCGUCGCCUGGGAGACCGGCACCGACGCCCCAGACCAGUUCUUCGCCUGGAAGCAGUUCCAUCGCGACGACGGCUCCGUGGUCGCCUUUGUGGGCAGCAUGAUGAGCCUCUGGGGCGACAUCAUCGGUAACCUCGUGCGCGUGCUGCGGCAGCUAAACGGCGUCUCGCGCGUGCUGUAUAUGGGCAAGGCCGGGUCACUGCGCCCUCAAGAUCCGCCAAACGAGGUGUUGGCCACGGGCAAUGUCAGUCACAUGGACUGCACGGUGCGGUCGUGGAAGAGCACGCUAGACGGCACGCUCGCAAAUAUUACAGCAAUCCCGAAUCUCAGCCACGGCGUCCAUGUCACGGUGCCGACGCCACUUGUCGAAACAGACGCUUGGUUCGCGCAAUGGGAGGACAGGGCGCAGUGGGUGGAUUGCGAAGUCGGCCAUCUCGUCGAGGCCUGCCAGGCUGACGGCAUCCAGUUCGCGUAUCUUCAUUUCAUCUCGGAUAACGUCGCCCGCCAUUACCCGCAAAGUCUGGCCACGGAGCGCGACGGCGUCGUCUUGCAGGCUCGCCAACGGGUUCUGGAUACCAUGCGCCGCGUUCUGGCUGACUACCUGUGUCUAGAGGUACUGCGGUCAUCGCCGUCGCGGUUGGGGAUUCAUGAGCCUGUGCCGACGGCCGCGGCACCUGGCGAUGCUGAGGACUUGAACGGUUCACGUACAUAG
Messenger RNA from Penicillium alfredii, 1206 nucleotides. RefSeq lists its product as uncharacterized. The coding region runs from base 1 to 1206 and encodes 401 amino acids. The transcript has a single exon. Lineage: Eukaryota; Fungi; Ascomycota; Eurotiomycetes; Eurotiales; Aspergillaceae. The record is from RefSeq and is a predicted model, not a curated record. Gene Ontology annotation, molecular function: catalytic activity. Gene Ontology annotation, biological process: nucleoside metabolic process.